CCCAUCUCUUGCAAUUCACCCUAAAAAUCUACUUUUAACCUCUUCAUUUGUGAGCAAGUUUGAAUCGUUUUUGACUUGUUUAUCCUACAAACCAUCGUCCUCUCCUUAACAUUUCUCUCUGAUCUUCACUUCCUUAGCUCGUCAAUGCCGAUGAUGGAAGUAAUCACCAACAAAAAAGUCACAGACCUGUUCGAAAAUCUCGAAGAACAAAAAUGCCUCCUCACAAAAUGCACCGACUUAUACAACACCCUAUCUUCUUAUUACAUUUCUGUUGAAGAAUCCCUUAAUUCAAAAACCCUAAGCCUAGAUUCCAAAUUCCGAUCUAUGCAUUUAAAUUACCAGAAAUCCCUUGAAGAUCUCCAAAACCGCGAAAAUUCAAUUCCUAAUCGCUUUUCAUCCCUCUCCUCUGAAAUUGAAUCCAAAAAAAAUGCUUCCAUUGCCGAACUCCGGAAACCUCUCGGUUUAGAAUUACCAGUUAUUAAUGUUUUGAAAUCCUUGUGUAGGAGAAUGGAUUGUAGUGGUUUGAUGCAGUACGUGCUAGGGAAGAGGAAAGAUAAGCUUUCUUUGAGGUCUGAAAUGGAGGAAGCGAUCAAGGAGUGUGUGGACCCGGAGAUGAUGGUAAUAGGAGCACUGAAAGAUUUUAUGGAAGCGAAAUCGAUGAGUGAAAAAAGACUUGCGGAUAAGUUGUGGGCGUGCGGGGUGGUGGUUUCGGGGUUGUUUUCUUUGGAAAAAUUUAAGGACAAAAAGGGGAAGGAGGCUGUAUUUGCGACAAAGACGGUGGCAGAAGCCGAGAAGGUGAUGAGGGAGUGGAGAAAGAAAGCUGAGGAAGCGGGGGAUAGGGAGGAAAGUGAAGGUAAAAUGGGAACUGCUGAAGUAGCUAUGUUUUUGCUGGUUAUAAUUGGGUUUGGGUUGAGGGAAAUAUUUGAAGAGGAGUUCUAUAUGAAGAUGUUUAUCGAGUUUUCUGGUAGGAAAGAUAUGGCUAAGUUUGCCAUUCCGAUUUUAAAGGACAAGAUUCCUGAUUUAAUUGACCGAUUGAUACAGAGUGGAAAACUGCUUGAAGCAGUUGAUUUUGCUUUAGAGUCUGGCUUGACGGGAAGGUUCCAGCCUGUCUCUCUGCUCAACACUUUUUUGAGCAACUCCCAAAAGAAUACCACAGAAAUACUGGAGAAAGGCAACCAUAAUGCGGAUGCAAUAGAGGAGGCCAACAAAUAUGAGGCAACUUACAUCAGGUCUAUCAUCACAUGUGUGGUAGACCAUAACCUGGAGGCAGAAUUUUCUAUUGAAAGCUUGAAGAAGAGACUUUUUGAGAUAGAGAAAGCAAAGGCUGAUAAGAAGGCUGCUAUAAAUGGCACUAGGCCUAGUACCAAGCGAGCCCAAGGUAACGAAGGCCCUCGGAACAAUAGUGCACCACCUCCGCGUCCUAUGAAAAGGUCGAAAUACCCUUCUCGUGGCAGGAGAGAGAGAGCUUCACAAGCACCUAAUCGAGUAUCAAGGUACAUGGGUCCAUACAACUUACCAAAUCAAACUGCUUAUGAUCCAGGGGUCCCUGCAUACACUUUUGGGCCGAGGCAUGGUGCUUAUGUUCCGACAGCUCACCAAAUCCCUCAACAACAUUAUGGACUACCGGGUGGUAGUGCUCUUAAUACUAGCGCUGUGCCUCAACCUCAACUUGUUGGUUCUUAUGGCAGUAGUACAUAUGGCAUGCCUGGUGGCGGUGUGCCCACAUCUGCUGGGCCUCCGGUUGGCAGUCAUGGUUCGCAGAGUGUAUACGGAGCAUAUGAUUAUGGUGUAACCAAUACGUCUUACCAGCCUCCUUAUGCACAAUAAUUUUCAACUUGAAGAGCAGACAACUGUAGUCGAAGUUAGUAGACUUAGUAGCAGGAUAGAAUAGAGCAUAUCGUGUCUAAAGUCAGUGAGAUUAGUUCAUACUCUCUGUUGUGAAGUUUUGGUAUAAAUUUUGUAUUGAAAAGUGAAAAUACCAUAAAAUAGAAAGGCCUUCAUUUAGAUUAAACUUUUUUUUUUUCUUAAUAGCUUGUAAAAAUUGUUGAUUAACAUUAUAUUUGUGCACAGGAUUCAGAUCCAUAGAGUUUCAAACACAAAUCAUUGUAGCCCAUUGAUGUGAAAUUUGAAUCUGAUUGUCUUGAGAGAAUUUGAAUAAAAUAAGAUUUUUUAACAA
Molecule: messenger RNA, 2176 nt
Organism: Amaranthus tricolor (Joseph's coat)
Lineage: Eukaryota; Viridiplantae; Streptophyta; Magnoliopsida; Caryophyllales; Amaranthaceae
Product: FRIGIDA-like protein 4a
Exons: 3
Coding region: 145-1827 (560 amino acids)
Source: RefSeq, a predicted model, not a curated record